AUGAAAAAGAUCAACUCUACAGAUUUAUUCGAAAAAAUAGGUAUUUUAUACUUAAGUGUUAUCGCUAAAAAUAAUACAAGCCAGAUUACAAGGGUUUUAGCUUUGAUAAGGGAAAGUAUUAAUGUAAAAGAAAUAGAGGAUACCUUAGAUGCUUUUCUAAACUUUUUAAAUGAAGAGCCUAGUACUACUCUUAUUUGUUCUACUGUAGGUACUGGGAAAACUAAAAUAUUAAGAAAAAUUUUGGCAUUUUUAGCUCAAAGUGAUGCUAAUUUACCUU
This is a messenger RNA of Scutellospora calospora, 277 nucleotides long. The record is from the annotation of a GenBank genome assembly. NCBI's taxonomy places the organism in Eukaryota, Fungi, Glomeromycota, Glomeromycetes, Diversisporales, Gigasporaceae.